UCCACGGAUUCUUCGUGUGCCUCCUUUGACUACCUUAGCUCAGAUGGUGAAUGGAAGUUACAAGACUGUGAAUUUCCGAAAACUUACAUUUGUAAGAAGGUUCAAGAAGCAAGACCAAUUAACCCAUCCAAUAAGGGAUGUAAUGCGGGUGAUGAGGUAUACAGAGGGUCGUGCUAUAAUUUCGCUGACGUGCAACACACGUGGAGUGACGCUGAGGCUGACUGUGAGUCCCGCGGGGCUCAUCUCAUGGUGCUCAACGACAGGUUCGAGAAUUCGUAUACAUCAGCAUUCUUAGGAGACCUGGGCAGCUGGGUAUGGAUUGGUCUUUCUGGCAAGACUGAAGCUAGUGGCUCCGUUUCCUUCUCCUGGGUCAACGGUGAUACUGCUGAGUUCACCAACUGGGACGAAUAUGAACCCGAUCCUGAUCAUGGGACGUGUGUGGCAAGUUCUGGCAAGAAGACAAACCUUGGUUUCUGGACGGUGAGAAACUGUGAUGACGAGUAUAGAUACAUCUGUGAAUACGACCGUAGUGGGUACACUACGCCCACUCCCCCAACAACCAUGCCUCCCACGUACUUCUGCGCUGAUGGCUGGACUCGCCGUGGUGAGAGCUGCUAUCAGGUGUAUCCUCAAGCAUCAAGUUGGGGUGAUGGGGAGAAGUACUGUGCUGCCUUUAGUGGACACCUGACAAGUAUUGGCUCUGACGCUGAGGAAGCCAUCAUAAAACUACUGCCGGGAAUGACGGAUAUCAAAGCAACUUAUAAUUCUGUAUGGGUGGGUCUCAAGCUGGGAUCUGAUUCAGGGUAUGAAUGGAUUGAUGGGACACCAAAUGACUUUGUGAACUGGGCAGAGGGUCAGCCAGACAGUUAUCAAGGGAAGGAGAGUUGCGGGUCAGCCGACAUCUCUAACCUCAAACUCUCCGACGACGUGUGUGAUGCCUAUCUUCCAUUUAUCUGUGAGGCAGCUGUAGGAACGAUGGUAACAACAAUGGCGCCGCCAACCAGAGGCCCCGAUGUCAUGUGUGACGAUGAUCCUUCUUGGUACUUAUAUGAAGGUUACUGCUACAAGUUCGUAUCUCUUGCUGAUGAAGAUACUCAGAGCUGGUGGGAGUCUCAUAGGCUCUGCAGAGAUAUAGGUGGAGAACUGGUGUCCAUCCACACCUACGAUGUGAACUACUGGAUUGAAUCAAAGAUUAACAGUCUCUCUGAUAGUAUAUUAUGGAUUGGAGGUCGGGCGAAGUUGGACUCUGGAUAUGAAUGGACUGAUAGAUCUGCCUUCGACUAUGACAACUGGGCUAAGGGAGAACCAAACAAUGAUUUUGCCCAAGAGGACUGCAUCGGGAUGUACAAUCAUCAGCAAGGAUACUGGAAUGACGAGAAUUGUGGUCUCACGCAUGGUCGUAUAUGUAGGCGCUUGUAUGGUCAAACUUUACCCCCACCAGAGACUACUAAAAUUCCUGCCGGUGAAUGUAUAGAAAGUUGGCUCCAUACAGGUAGUAAAUGCAUUAAGUCCUUCAAGCAGAAGCAAAACUUGACGCUUGCCCGAGCCACUUGUAAGGGGUUAGGUCAUAAUGUUGACUUGGUCAGCAUCCAUUCUUCUGGAGAACAAGCAUAUCUGACAGCCCUUCUUGGUGCUAUGCAAGAGGAUUUGUGGCUGGGAAUGCAGAACAAUGGAGAGUUCGUGUGGUUAGACCAGUCCUCCGUUACUUACACCAACUGGGCACCAGGAGAACCUAACGGAGGGGAAUCAGGGGAUAUAUGUGUGGUUGCUUCCUACGCAACAGGCCAGUGGAGCGAUGUUCAUUGUUCAAAUGUGUAUGGUUAUGUCUGCAUGACGAAGCAAGACCCGGAUCAGCAAAACCAUCACCCCCCGCCCACCUGCAACUCGCCCUUCAGCAACUACAUCGCCUACAACGGUGCAUGUUACAGGUCACACAAUAGUACCAAGUCCUGGAAGGAUGCCGAGACAGCAUGUGUCAGCGAGGGAGCUCACUUGGCUUCUGUAAAUGACCUCUCAGAAGAUGGACUGAUGUGGGUAUUGAUCCAGGAGGGUGCCAUUAGCGAUGCUUGGAUUGGACUGAAUAAUUUGCAGGACAAACAAGUGUAUAAGUGGUCUGAUGGCUGGCCAACUAUAUACACCAACUGGGACAAUGGCCAACUUAAUGUGAGUAUCACCAACAAUAAUUGUGUCAGAAUCAAGUCUGUAAAUGGCCAUUGGACUGCAGAAGAAUGUGACGACGCCAGACCAUUCAUCUGUAAAUAUAAAAAUGGCACAGUGCCCACCCCGGACCCCUCACACACUGGCCACUGCCCAAACACUGACUGGCUCGACCUCGGCGGCAGUUACUGCUACCUUAUUUAUAGCCAACCCAAGAUCUGGAGUGACGCCAAUAUGUUCUGCUUGCAAAAGGAUGCCAACCUUGUAUCCAUUCACUCAAGUGAAGAGAUGGGACUUAUCACCAUGGCAACGAAGAAUACAGAGUUACCACUGUGGAUUGGUCUUGUACAAAAGGGAGACGACUUUGGCUGGAGUGACGACAGUGGAUACAACUUCAUGUACUGGCAAGAUGGACAACCAAGUAAUAUAGAGGAACAGUGCACAGAAGCCAACCCCACCACUGGCCGCUGGAAUGAUGCGAUCUGUUCCAACCAGAGAUCUUUCAUCUGUAAAACCUUAAAAAUUCAAGAACCAACCAACCCCCCGCCGCCCACUGCCCAUACCACCACCACCAACACACCAGGUGGAGGCGGCGAUAGUGGACUAGAUGCUGGUGGAGUCGCUGGCAUUGUUGUAGCCGUGCUGUUUGUGAUGGUUGCAGUCAGCUUUGUCGGUUACAGCUAUAUCCAGAAGAGUAGAAAGCCUGCUGGGGAUGGUGCUAGUCACAGCUUCGAUAAUGUUCUAUAUUCUGGUGGUGACAUAGGUGCCGUCAAUGUAAAUGAAACUUACAACAGCUCAGAUGCUUAAUGCUCAUACUUGGUGUUGAUCCCUAUUAUUCCUCCAGUGGUUGUCCAAUCUGGCGAUUUUAGCUUCAGGAAAACUUCACACCUGUGCUGGGACAACACUCAACUUUAUCUCUUUUGGAUAUAGACGACGACUGUGACAUGGCAGGGGUGAAACUCACAUUAAAAUAAAAUAAAAUUAUCUGUCAACUAAGAAAACAGCUGAUGAUGCGCAGUCGACGAAAUAAAUGCACUUAUGAUAUUACAGACAAUAAGAAAGCGAAUUUCUAAAAUUAAAUUAAUAUGGCUGGAGGAAGCUGGCACGAAGCUUCAAGUAAAAGUCAUAUUAUUGAAUCUAACAAUGAAAUUAGCGCUGUUUAUACUAAAAUGCUAGUAAUAGUAUUAGUAGUAGGAUCUUGACACUACUUCACCUCUUAUUUUGUCAAAUCAGAUUUUCAGAAUAAUGUAACAAAAUCAUGUGUUAAUUUACAAAUGUAUUAGCUAUAACAUGUAUGGUGAUAUAAGUUAGCUGAUGUGUUUGAUUAAAGAAAACUUAUUUUAAUACCAUGUAAUUUUUUUCUGAAAAAAUCUUUUCAUAUAUUAUUUUUAUCUUGUGUUAAUUCUCUUCAGUAAUUAUGGGGGAUAAAUAAAGCCAGUGAUACAUGUAGUUUCACAAAAAUACACUAUAUUACAUGCAGCCAGACUCAUAUAUAAGAUUCUUACUUUGAUUUAUAAGGGACAUUAAUAUAAGAAAUUCAAUUUAAUGUAGAUACAUAUCUGCUGGCCUUUUGGAUAUUGUGAAGCAUACAUAACUAAUGCACAUUCAGAGACAGAAAUUUUGAUCCUCUACUGUAGAUAUCACAAGUGAAGUUAUAAGAUAUGUGAAUAUCUUAUAACUACAUUUCAAUAAAGUUGUUUUAUUAAA
Molecule: messenger RNA, 3864 nt
Organism: Homarus americanus (American lobster)
Lineage: Eukaryota; Metazoa; Arthropoda; Malacostraca; Decapoda; Nephropidae
Product: macrophage mannose receptor 1-like
Exons: 23
Coding region: 247-2964 (905 amino acids)
Molecular function (GO): signaling receptor activity
Source: RefSeq, a predicted model, not a curated record